Botrytis fragariae is the source of this 264-nucleotide messenger RNA. RefSeq lists its product as uncharacterized. The transcript has 2 exons. NCBI's taxonomy places the organism in Eukaryota, Fungi, Ascomycota, Leotiomycetes, Helotiales, Sclerotiniaceae. The record is from RefSeq and is a predicted model, not a curated record. Bases 1 to 264 code for a protein of 87 amino acids.
AUGUGUGUUAUGAAGGAUAACGAGGAUAACAACGAUAACGAGGAUAACGAGGAUAAGAGUUCAAGGAUAAGAAACACGGAUAAGAAACGGAUAAGGAUUUAUCAGCUCGAGUUCUCCGCUUCAUCCAUUCUAUCCACUUCUUCUAGAACGAAUUUCCAACUUUUAGAAGUAAGACAUUUCGUAAAGAAACCCCACGAACAAGAAACCCGCGAUAAAACUCAGGUCUUCCCUAUCGAAUCCUUCUUCCAAGCUUGGAAUGUAUAA